Messenger RNA from Cicer arietinum (chickpea), 713 nucleotides. Its product is annotated as transcription termination factor MTEF18, mitochondrial-like. Gene Ontology annotation, molecular function: double-stranded DNA binding. Gene Ontology annotation, biological process: regulation of DNA-templated transcription. The record is from RefSeq and is a predicted model, not a curated record. Lineage: Eukaryota; Viridiplantae; Streptophyta; Magnoliopsida; Fabales; Fabaceae.
AUGCAUGUUCUGAGCAAACAUAUAAAAGGUCAUAAAACUGUUUGCAAGGAGUUAGGAAUCGGAAAAGCUGAAUUAUGCCAAAUCAUAAAGGAUGAUCCACUAGAGUUUAUUAGAUUGGCUUCAAAACCGGAACAGAAGGGGACUAGAAGGGACUACUAUGAUGACCCGCGUUGUUAUUUGGAGAAAACAACUUUCUUGUUGAAAUUGGGGUAUCUUGAGAACUCUGAGGAGAUGGAAGAAGCGGUGAAGGUGUUUAAAGGGAGAGGUGAUCAGUUACAAGAGAGAUUCGAUUGCCUGGUAGAAGCUGGUUUGGAUUAUAACAGAGUGGUUGAAAUGAUAAAGCGAGUUCCUGUGAUUCUAAAUCUGAAGAGAACUUUAAUUCAAAAGAAGAUUGAUUUCUUAAUAAAUGUUUUAGGUUACCCAAUAGAAUGUCUUUUGGGAUACCCGACAUACUUUUGCCAUGAUUUGGACAAAAUUACUGCAAGAUUUUCAAUGUAUGAGUGGUUGAAGACGAGGAAUGCAAUAAAUCCUGAGUUAAACUUGAGUAGCAUAGUUUCAUCUAAUGAAAAACGGUUUGUAAAAUACUUUGUGAAUGUGCAUCCUGAAGGUCCAGCCAUUUGGCAAAGUAUAACAAGUUUAUCAAAUAAAGAUAAGAAAUAACAGUUCUUUCUAUUAUAUCAAGUUUUGUUGAGAUUUGUCUAUUUAUCUUAAUA